This is a messenger RNA of Hibiscus syriacus, 1023 nucleotides long. Its product is annotated as peptide deformylase 1A, chloroplastic/mitochondrial. The transcript has 4 exons. Bases 62 to 856 code for a protein of 264 amino acids. NCBI's taxonomy places the organism in Eukaryota, Viridiplantae, Streptophyta, Magnoliopsida, Malvales, Malvaceae. The record is from RefSeq and is a predicted model, not a curated record. Gene Ontology annotation, molecular function: peptide deformylase activity. Gene Ontology annotation, biological process: peptidyl-methionine modification; N-terminal protein amino acid modification. Gene Ontology annotation, cellular component: mitochondrion; chloroplast.
CUCAAACCCUGCUGCUUAUGAAAACUCCUCAACUGCAAAAUUAUUACAGCCACCGACGACCAUGGAAGUUCUUCACAGAUUCUCAUUUCGUCUCUUACCACCGGUCACUCUCGGCUUGAACUCCGCCAAAUCAGCCCCACUUUAUCUUUCGACCCGAAUUCCCCUUUCCAGACCCGCAUUUUCCAACCCGGACCCACUCUUAACUCCCCGAAUGCCUCUCUCUUCUUCGGCUGUUAGCAAAGCAGGUUGGUUUCUGGGUCUUGGAGAUAAGAAUAAAAUGAGCUUGCCUGAGAUAGUUAAAGCGGGUGACCCGGUUUUGCAUGAGCCUGCCAGGGAAGUUGACCCGAAUGAAAUAGGGUCGGAGCGGAUACAGAAGAUAAUUGCUGAUAUGGUUCGGGUUAUGAGGAUGGCUCCAGGUGUAGGCCUUGCUGCCCCUCAAAUUGGAAUCCCAUUGAGAAUCAUAGUUUUAGAGGAUACAGCCGAAUAUAUUAGUUAUGCGCCCAAGGAAGAAAUUAGAGCGCAGGAUCGACGUCCUUUCGAUCUUCUGGUUAUAGUAAAUCCAAAGCUUAAAAAGAAGAGCGAUAGGAGUGCACUGUUUUUUGAAGGCUGUUUGAGUGUUGAUGGAUUCAGAGCGGUUGUGGAGCGACAUCUAGAUGUUGAGGUCACAGGCUUGGGUCGUGAUGGCCAGCCUAUCAAAGUAGAUGCCUCGGGGUGGCAGGCACGCAUCUUGCAGCACGAGUGUGAUCAUUUAGAUGGAACACUGUAUGUAGAUAAGAUGGUUCCAAGAACAUUCAGAACUGUUGAAAAUUUAGACCUUCCUCUUGCUGAGGGGUGUCCUAAGCUCGGUGCCCGUUAAGCUUAUUUUUUUACACACGCACGCCAUGCACAAGAAACGAAGGCUUAAAACCUAGUUUACGAGGCUUCAGUAUAAUUCGGUCUUUGGGGACACCUCUCGAAUAGCAAUGGAAGUUGUGUUCGAAAAGUUAUUUGAAUGGAAAUCGUAGUGUAUUCAUUCCUCGGCAC